AUGGAUGAUUUAGCUCAAAUUCUUCACGGGUGUACUUCAAAUGAUAAUACAAUUGUUCGUCAAAACAUUGAAAUAAGAAAUUAUUUACUUGAUCAAUCCCCAUUAGAAUUUGUUUGUCUUUUAUCAGAUAUUUCAAUCGAAGAAAAGUAUCAAAACCUGCAAGCGCAUUGUAUUGUUUUAUUAUAUUCUAUUUGCAUGCGAUACAAUAUAAUAGACCGCGAUGAUAUACUAUAUGAACUUUGGGACAGAUUCAAAACUGCUUUUCCAUUAUUAUUGCAGUCAAAUUCAAUCGGACAAAAUCAUAAGGAUAUGGUUUGCAGUAUUGUUGCCUAUAUAUUAUUACAUUAUUAUCAAAAAAAUCCGAAUAAUGUAGUUUAUGAAUACAUUAAGUCGUUAUUUGAGCAGCAAACAAUUCAAAUAUCUUUCAUACUAACAAUAUUAUCUGAAUUAUUUACACUCGGUGAUAAUUUAUGCGGAAUUGAAAUAGAAUUUUUACGUUCUGUUAUAGAAAACAAUACAAACAACACACUAUCGGAUAUAAAACUGUUUUUCGCAGUUGCCUCUAAAAUACCAGAAGAUCAAACGAUUUUGGAGCUUACAAAUUUAAUUUUUUCCUUAAUUAAGCCUCCUUUUCUGUCAGCGGCAUUUAAAAUACUUUGCAACUUCUGUGAGACAUCAUGUGACUUCUUUAAAUCUAAUUUUGAGGAGCUAGUAUCAUUCAUUUGCUCAAGUAUUUUAGAUGGUGACGAUCAAGUCAAAAUUCAAGGUUUAUAUACUCUUGAAACCAUUUUUGAGGCUUCACCCGCUAUGUCUACUGCAUGUAUUCCCUUCCAACAGCGAGUUAUUGAAACAUUAGUUUUAUUAAUCAACCACGCCGACGAAAACUGUCAAUUUGAUGUACCAAUCAAUGAUUGUAGCCCAUCAGCAAUCGCGAGGACCGUUCCAGAAUCCAUUACAAAGGUCAUGGGAAACGCAGGAAGAUCAGAUUUGUUCGAAACAACACUUUCCAACAUAUUUAACUCAAAUCCGAAUUUGUUGUAUGGACUACUGAUAUUUAUGAGCGAGAUGCACCUCAGAAUCAUCUCGUAUUUAUCAACUUCUUUCAGAUCUCAGUUAACAGAGUAUUGUUUCUCACUUUUGAGCGACCAAAACUUGCAUGCAUGUAUAAGGUAUUCUAUAUUUAAGGUAUUUUCGCAUAUGUCUGAAAAUAUUUUGGAUCAAAUUGAAAUUUUACUCGGAUUCGUACAAAACGAGGAGAUAGAAGAGGUCAGAUGGCCUGCCAUAGACUGUGUCAAGAAUAUUUUCGAUAAUUUACUCGAAAAUAAUCUUGAUUUUGACAAAAUUCAACAAAUUUUGAUAUCUUUCAUCGAGCAGGCAGAUAACAUAAAGACAAUCAGAAAACUCAUUGUCUGUAUCUCAUCAAUCUUCCUCAAAAACCCAAAUUUCGAUGACCAAUUUAAUGGUUUUGUCACUUUUUAUGUCCAAGUCGAUGAAAAUUUUGAAGAUAUAAGCAUUAAGUGCAGUAUAAUCAAAGGCGUUUCAAAAGUGUUGCAGCAGUAUGCUCAUAAAUACGAACUUUCAGACGAAUUCCAAGAAAUUGUAAGUUAUUUCUUUGAAAAAACGCAUGAACUGCUUUCGAAUGAUCAGAUACCGCCGAAACAAAUUCCAAAACUCCAAACAUACGCUCAGAUUCUCAUGAAGAUGCUUGGAUCCAAUUUUAGUAAAUAUUCUGACCAAAUUAUCUCUGAUUUGUUAUCACUUCUAUCAGAAGAACUUGUAUUUGUUCAAUGCUCGUGCUACGAUGAGCUUAUUACCUGCGGAUUCUACUGUGUUCCGCAAGAUUCAGGAAAUCAAAGGUAUUAUAUCGAAAAUACAACAAUUGAAAGAUACACCAUGGCUCUGAAGUCGAUGAAUAUUACAUGCUCAUUACUAGGAACGCGAUUAAUUGAUUAUGUUGAGCAAUUAAUUGAAAUUUGUUUCUCAUUACUGAAAAAUGAGCAUUUUGUGAUACAAAUCAACGUCGAAGCCUUCUGUUUAGCCAUUUCCAUAUGCGAAAACGUUCUUUGUGAGAAUAAUGACGCACAAAUUGAAAUAUUUUCCAAAAUUGUUGAAUUUUUCUCUUCAAAAAGCGAAAUGGACCGGGUAACAUCACGUCAUCAGUACAAUGAUUGUCGUUUUGUCUUCAAUUCCCUUAAAAAUGCCGUAAUUUCGAUUGAUAACCUAAAUUUAGAGAUUUUGAAACAACUUUUUGAUUCUGUUCUAAAUUUAUUUUUACAAUUUCAUCAUUUCUGCUUGGAUCAGAGCCAAAAAUACGUUGAAUACCAAAUUGACGUUAAUGAUGACUUCAAUUAUUUAUUCUCUACCCUAACAAUAUCAGAGAUCACGAGCUGCAUGACGAAGAUUGGACGAAAAAUUCCUGAAUAUUCUACAAAAAAAUUUGAUGAAAAAUGUUUGAAAGAAAUCAUUGAAGGAAUGGAGAUUCCAAACAUCAGGAUAUAUUGUUUUGAAAUUCUGUUCAAGUAUUUCACAUGGAAUCCGGAUGAUUCCCCUGUUUUGAAGUAUUAUCAAGAAUCAAUGAAAAUUUUUUCAGAAGAAAUUGACAAGAUAGAAAUAGAAUCAGAUAAUCUUCAACAUAGAAAAUACGAAGAGAUCAACGAUGCUUACUGUAGUGUUCUUUCCGGCUGGAUUUCUGUUUAUAAAAGAGAAAUUCCAAUUCCUAUUGAAAUUUCCAUUGAAUUAAUCAAUUUAUUAUUUGAUCUUGCUGAAAGUAAUUUUGUUUGUUACGAGCAAUUCGCAGGUAUGGAGAACUCUAUCAAUAUAUUAUUAGCAUUAAUUAUUCAUAAGAACAUAGAUUUACUACCAAAUCUACCUGAAUUGGUUGAGAGAUUUUACAAGAUCAUGUUCGUUAAUGAAUCUGCGACUAAAAAUCUUUGGAUGAUUGUUGAUUUCCUUUUGGACGCUAUGGCAAGGACACCUGAUACAUUUAUAAUGUUAGGAUGUUCGGAUUUCUUCAAAAUGCUGCCUUACUGGCUCCAAAACGGUCAAAAUGAUGAUGAAAAUAAGAUAUUAGUUGAAAAGUUGUUUACUUGUAUUAAUACGAUGCCUUUCUUGUCAAAGGAGUACGAGGAGUUUGUUAUUUCCGAGAAAAAUCCAGCAAAUAAUUUCAAAUUUUUGAGGGAUGCAAAAUUACGAAGAUUUAUGGAAAUACACAACACAAUGGUAGCUAUUGGACAAGAAAUCAAAAGAUUGCAGCAUCAGAUGCAAAUAUAA
Messenger RNA from Trichomonas vaginalis G3, 3270 nucleotides. Its product is annotated as armadillo (ARM) repeat-containing protein family. The record is from RefSeq and is a predicted model, not a curated record. The transcript has a single exon. Bases 1 to 3270 code for a protein of 1089 amino acids. Lineage: Eukaryota; Parabasalia; Trichomonadida; Trichomonadidae.